AUGCCUGGUGAACUUGCAUCUGAUGAAGAAUUUGCUGAUCCAGUUCAGAACUUUAAAAUAAAAUCAUACUAUGUCAUAUUGGAUAUUGUUUCUAUACAGAUUCAGGAACGAUUCAACGAAAGUUCAACACCAUUACUUAAAGAUAUUUCUCUUUUUCAGAGAAAACGUUUAAAGGAUGUUUCAAGUAAUGCUUCAAGCCUUUCUGUGGAUGCAUUCCAAGGAUUCGAAAGUAUAUAUGGAAAAUUUGUAUCAGCCAUAGAUCUAAGACGGGAAUAUGUUCAAUUUUCAAAAGCAUAUUUUAGUUUUGAAAAAUUUAUACAACUUCCAAAAAGAAUUCACAAUGUCUCAGAUCAUAUUUUUCAUGAUACUGACGAUGAACAAGGUUUUGAGGAAUCUGGAUUUGGACCUUCUGAACAAUAUAAGGAUUCAACACCAUUACAAACAAUAUAUAACGUAUGUCAUAUGACCGGCUUAAAAAAUAUUUUCCCUGCAAUAUCUAUAGCAUUAGAAAUUGCUCUAACACUUCCUGUAACCAGUGCAUCACCAGAAAGAGCAUUUUCAAAGUUGAAAUUAAUUAAAACUCGUUUACGUAGUACAAUGAUCGAAGAUCGUUUGGAAGCGUUGAUGAUAAUAUCUUCCGAAAAAGACAUACCAGUUGAUAACACUGAAGUAAUCAAUAUUUUUUCAUCCUAUAGUAGUGUACUCCGUAAAUUACUUCAUUAA
Metopolophium dirhodum (rose-grain aphid) is the source of this 723-nucleotide messenger RNA. RefSeq lists its product as uncharacterized. Lineage: Eukaryota; Metazoa; Arthropoda; Insecta; Hemiptera; Aphididae. The transcript has a single exon. The record is from RefSeq and is a predicted model, not a curated record. Gene Ontology annotation, molecular function: protein dimerization activity. The coding region runs from base 1 to 723 and encodes 240 amino acids.